AUGUCAAAGGCAGUAGGUGAUUUAGGUCUAGUUGGUUUGGCCGUGAUGGGCCAAAACUUGAUCUUAAACGCAGCGGACCAUGGUUUUACCGUAGUUGCGUAUAAUAGAACACAAUCGAAGGUAGAUCGGUUUUUAGCUAACGAGGCAAAGGGAAAAUCGAUAAUUGGUGCUACCUCAAUUGAAGAUCUGGUUGCUAAAUUAAAAAAACCAAGAAAAAUUAUGCUCUUGAUUAAAGCCGGUGCUCCGGUUGAUAUCUUAAUAAAGGAGCUUGUACCCCAUCUGGAUAAGGGUGACAUUAUCAUUGACGGUGGUAACUCCCAUUUUCCAGACUCGAACAGGCGCUACGAAGAACUUACUAAGCAAGGUAUCCUCUUUGUAGGUUCUGGUGUGUCUGGUGGUGAAGAAGGUGCCCGUUUUGGUCCCUCGUUAAUGCCUGGUGGGUCCAAAGAAGCUUGGCCUCACAUCAAGACCAUCUUUCAGUCCAUUGCUGCUAAGUCCGAUGGCGAGCCAUGCUGCGAAUGGGUGGGACCUGCAGGGUCAGGCCACUACGUCAAGAUGGUACAUAACGGUAUCGAGUAUGGUGAUAUGCAGUUGAUUUGUGAAGCCUACGAUAUCAUGAAGAGACUGGGUGGAUUCACCGAUAAGGAAAUCAGUGAAGUUUUCACCAAGUGGAACGUCGGUGUCCUUGACUCUUUCUUGAUCGAAAUCACCAGAGAUAUCUUGAAAUUCGAUGAUGUGGACGGUAAGCCAUUAGUGGAAAAAAUCAUGGAUACUGCCGGCCAAAAAGGUACUGGUAAGUGGACUGCCAUCAACGCCUUGGACUUGGGUAUGCCAGUCACUUUGAUCGGUGAAGCUGUCUUUGCUCGUUGUCUAUCUGCUCUGAAGAAUGAAAGAAUUAGAGCCUCCAAAGUCUUGCCAGGCCCACAAAUUCCAAAAGAUGUGGUUAAGGACAGACAGCAAUUUGUCGAUGACUUGGAACAAGCUUUGUACGCAUCCAAGAUCAUAUCUUACGCCCAAGGUUUCAUGUUGAUCCGUGAAGCAGCUGUCACAUACGGCUGGAAACUAAACAACCCUGCCAUUGCUUUGAUGUGGAGAGGCGGUUGUAUCAUCAGAUCUGUCUUCUUGGCAGAAAUCACUAAAGCUUAUAGGGACGAUCCAGAUUUGGAAAAUUUGUUAUUCAACGAUUUCUUCGCCUCCGCGGCUACUAAGGCCCAAUCUGGGUGGAGAAGGUCCAUUGCCCUUGCCGCUACUUACGGUAUCCCCACUCCAGCUUUCUCCACAGCAUUAGCAUUUUACGACGGCUAUAGAUCCGAGAGAUUACCUGCUAAUCUUCUGCAAGCUCAACGUGACUACUUUGGUGCACAUACAUUUAGGGUUUUGCCUGAAUGUGCUUCUGCUAAUUUACCGGUAGACAGGGACAUUCAUAUCAAUUGGACUGGACACGGUGGUAAUAUCUCUUCCUCCACCUACCAGGCCUAG
Messenger RNA from Saccharomyces eubayanus, 1479 nucleotides. RefSeq names its product phosphogluconate dehydrogenase (decarboxylating) GND2 (gene GND2). The record is from RefSeq and is a predicted model, not a curated record. The transcript has a single exon. Lineage: Eukaryota; Fungi; Ascomycota; Saccharomycetes; Saccharomycetales; Saccharomycetaceae. Gene Ontology annotation, molecular function: NADP binding; phosphogluconate dehydrogenase (decarboxylating) activity. Bases 1 to 1479 code for a protein of 492 amino acids. Gene Ontology annotation, biological process: pentose-phosphate shunt; pentose-phosphate shunt, oxidative branch. Gene Ontology annotation, cellular component: cytosol.